Messenger RNA from Paramisgurnus dabryanus, 4283 nucleotides. It is a transcript of the gene hoxc10a, whose product is annotated as homeobox C10a. Lineage: Eukaryota; Metazoa; Chordata; Actinopteri; Cypriniformes; Cobitidae. The record is from RefSeq and is a predicted model, not a curated record. Gene Ontology annotation, cellular component: nucleus. Gene Ontology annotation, molecular function: DNA-binding transcription factor activity, RNA polymerase II-specific; RNA polymerase II cis-regulatory region sequence-specific DNA binding. Gene Ontology annotation, biological process: regulation of transcription by RNA polymerase II.
UAGGUACAGAAAUAGUAAGUAAUGAAGCAAUGUGUAUUUAACAAAUUUUAAAAAAGUAUGUUACACAUUCCAUGCAACACAUUUUUAUAUUUUCAUUCGCAUUUUAUUGUUUAUAGACAUUUUACGUAUACCAAAAAGGAAAUAAGCAAUUUUAAUAAAAUGUGCAUGUUUUACAUACAUAGGCUACCUAUAUAUUCCUAUACACUUGUAUCGUUGUAUUUGCUUGUUACGGCACAUGAUGGAGAAGCUUCACCUGUAAAUUAAAUUAUAAUUAGGACAACCAUGCAUUUUUUUUAAUGACAGUUUCCUUUUUAAAUUAUUGUAUUUUUUUACCAUUGCUAUACAUAUUGUUAGCCUUAAAUACACAGUAUUUCAUUGCAUUGUUUAAACACGUUUUAUAUCAACGUAAUAGAUAUAUCAACAGAUAUAUACUCACGUGUACACAUGUAAAGUAAUAGUUUAUAAUUGCAAAUAAAUCCUUUAAAUAUUUGUGAAAAUGAAUAACCGACUAUACUGAAGGCCUCAUACUAAUUCUGAAGUAAUGUAAAAUGUAAGUAAUUCUGGACGAGAAUGAAAAAAAAGAAAAUCUCAUAAUCGACAAGUUAACAUUAGUAUGAAUCUGCAUUAUUUGUCUGUUUUGGAAAAUCUUUCGGUCGAAUCCCUUGAAUGAUUUGAUGAGAAGCCUCAAUGACAGACAAGUACAUAGACCAAUCACAUUCCCCCAUGUCUCACGCUGGGUCACAGGCACUGAACUCGCAGUUGGUGCCUAUAUGAUAAAGCUCUACACAGACAAACAAACACUGAAUAGUUCGUUCAAGUUAAUUUUUUUAUUGUAGUUGCACUAAAUUACGGCUUAUGGUAUUUUAGCCUAAACAUUAUUACGAACGUUUUAAACAGCUUGCUUUUGUUUUCUAUAUCUUUCGGUUACAUAAACUUGUACAAGUUGUGCAUUUAGUUAACUUACUCUCCUCAAGCUUAUUUAUGAAAAUUAUCUGCAAAAUAAAAAUGGACGAAUGUGGCUUUUAUACUUAUAGAACACUAAACAAUAGAACUGUUGGUGUGACAUUUCUACGACCGCAUAACACUUUUUGUAUUUUUAAAAUGCGAAUUAAAUUUAGACCCGAAAUUUCUGGUGUCUCACGAAUUUUAGCCUAACGGAUUACAACCAUGUGAAGAAAACUGUCCAUUUUAAAACUGGAGUAUAUCCCAAGUGGAGAUUUAUAAAGAAUAUUUAUACAAACUUACUAAAACUCAGAAGGCUUACGUAAGUUGUUUUACGGAUCUAUUUAUAAAUAUCAUUUAUAAUAUAUAUAUAUAUAUAUAUGCAGAAGUACAAGUUCCAUGUAUAUAUAUUGCAAAUGUUAUUUUAUUUUUUUUCCUCUGACGUGAGUUCACAAAACUAGGAUUAUUUAGUGAAUUGCCACUGCAACAGAAUGCGGACUUCUCAAUACACACACAAAGCAAAACGGUGAUUAUUAAAAAAUGUAUUUGAAUUGUACCUAAAAACUAAAACUUUUGCAAUAUCGUACAAAUGUAUUUUCAAAAUACAGGACGUUUUUCCUAAAUAUAAACAAACUACUGACAAUGCAUAAGCACACAUAUUUAAAAACACCAGUGUAAUACAUUAUGUAUUACCGGUAGGCUAUAUGAAACACCAAUGUAUCAAAAAUAUAUUAUAUAUAACCGUAAUUAUGUAAGUAUGUAUUGAUUUUGCAACUAAUCCACUAAAUAGAAUUUACAAUUUACAACGAGCCCCAGAAUGUAAAUUUUCUAAACACAGUCUUCAUCUAGCUACUGUCUUGUAAAAGCGUCUAAAAGUGUCCAUUGGUUAUUAUAUUCGUUAUUGUGUUUCCGUUAAUUUUACGAAGGGUUCUAUUUACUUGCCUGAGGUUCAUUUUUGAUUUGGAGCCGCAUAAGCCACGUAAAUGUGCGUGUAGACGUCUGUUCUUUGUUCUGCAUGGGUUUCCUUAACAGUAAAAUUUAGCUAGAUGGCGCCAUUGCUCCGCGCUCUGCUAUACAACUUCACCAACUUGACCCCAGUGACGUCAAGACGGUCUGGCGCAUCAAGGCCACUUUCAAAACCCUAUUGGUCUGAAAAUCACAUGACAAACCGCCUUGAAUCCAUAAUUAUGUUGCUGAUAUUUUUCGCCCCCCCAAAAGAUGUCAGCGUCCUACUGUCCGUAUACUCUUCAGCAUAAAGGAGGCUGUUUUAAAUCACAAGAAAAACAAGCUGAGUAACAAAAUGUCAUGUCCGAACAACGUGGCAGCCAACACAUUCCUGAUGGAUUCGCUGGUGGGAGGAACAUCUCCUUACAGAGGUGAGGGUUAUUCCGGAAUAUAUAUGCAACCGUCUGCAGAUUAUGGCUGUUCAAUGAUGGGUAGUUUUGGAAUUGUCGGCACCCCUCUUUCCAAACGGGAUGAGCUGCAGCCGAGCGGGAUGCAUCUCGGUAGUUAUCAACAUUCGCAUUACCUGUCGCAGCGGGACGCAUGGACCGCAGGCUCUAAAACUUACAGGGGCUCGCAACCUGUUGCCCAGCCUUUGCACCCUUGCUCAUUUCCAGCCAGUAAUGUGAAAGAAGAAGCGAUUCCUUGCCUUUACCAGACUGAUAACGGCAGCGCCAAUGAGUCCGCUGAGAAAUCCACCUACAUCCGUCUGGGAGACAAUAACAGACACCCGAAUCAAGGCGCCGUCUCCACCCCCGAUUAUUUCCGACGGAGCCAGGUGUACACCAAUGAAAGGGGCCACCAUGAAGAUGAGUUCGGCUCGGACUUUAAUCCAGUACCUAGAAUAACGCCUGUAGAGACACAAGCAGCAGAUUCAUAUGUCAAAACAAACAAAGCAAAGCAGAAACCAGCAGACAUGAAAGAAAAUACGCAAGAGGACGAAAAGGAUCAGAGACACUCUAGAAAAGAGGACAAUGUCUCUAAAACGGAAAGUUGUACCGAUGAAUCCGAGAGCGAAUUGAAAGAUGAGACAGCAUUGGAAAAAGCAACGGGGAACUGGCUAAAAGCAAAAAGUGGACGAAAGAAAAGGUGUCCAUACACAAAGCAUCAGACACUUGAGCUGGAAAAGGAGUUCUUGUUCAACAUGUACUUGACUCGAGAGCGCCGUCUGGAGAUCAGUAAGAGUAUCAACCUCACAGACAGACAGGUCAAGAUCUGGUUCCAAAACAGAAGGAUGAAGCUAAAGAAACUCAGCAGAGAAAGUCGCGGCCGGGAGCUAACUGCUGCCUACAGCUUUAACUGAUGGCUAAACAAAUAGACAAAAGAAAAAAAAUGUAGCAAAUACUUUUUUUGCCCCAUACCCAUCUUUUUCUUUCAUUUAUUAUUUUCGCUCACGCAUAUAUACGCAAAAUAUAAAAUAGCAAAGCAAGGCCCUAGGUAAAAACCGUUGGUCCAUGACUUAAAUUGCAAAGGGACUGAAGCAAAAACCUUAGCCUGAGUUAUGAAUGUGAAAAUGAGCAGUAUAAAUUUGUAAAUAUAUCAGUUGUGAAUGAAGCUGUGCGUGCAAAUAUUUGUGACAGAUUUGUAUUAUAGGCUCCCUAAGUCCAAAUCCUAAAAGCGAGAUGUCUACUUGAUGUCUUAGAUUAGCCUGUUUGCUAUCAGUGCGCUUGUCCUAUACAAUGCGUACUCUGUAUUUUGCAUGCUUUGUCCUUUAAGUGUAUCUGUCAAUUUAAUGUUCAACUGGAAAGGGUGUUAAAUAAAACGGGGUGGGAAAAUCAAAUCAAAUUCUUGUAUGUCCUUCCCCUUGCACAUUUUCUUCUGUAUUCUUUUUGACUGGGAAUUUUUUGGUGAGGACAGAGCAGAGAGGUAGAAAGAGAAAGUGCAGAGCACUUCGAAUAUGAGUGGGAGACCCAUAACGUUGAUUUAAAUAUUAUCCAGGUGACCACAGUAAGUCAAGGUCAUAAAAUUGUAAUGUCAUGACGGUCCUGGAAAGCGCUGGGGGUGGAUUUUAUGAUCUGCAAAUAUAAUGUGCUGCUGCAGUAAAGAUGCAUUAAAAGGUGAGUGGAGGAGGGCUAAUUCACAUACUGGAGACUGCAAUGUGCUGGCCUCACUGACGCUCUCUGCGGUCUGCCUGGCGGUUUUGGAACCAGGAACCCUUUAUUAUGGAGUAAUGGAAAGCUAUGGUACGAUGGACUGAACACGGAUGAAUGAUAGGAACUACAGCAACAGUAAAUGAAUGAGUGGAUCCUAUGAACAGCGUUGUUCGAGCCAUGUAAAGAAAGCACAAGCGGAUGAGGAAAUGAUGAAUGUACGGAAAGACGGGUCGCGUGGUUGAACCG